Messenger RNA from Mycotypha africana, 1387 nucleotides. RefSeq lists its product as uncharacterized. The coding region runs from base 237 to 1256 and encodes 339 amino acids. The transcript has a single exon. Lineage: Eukaryota; Fungi; Mucoromycota; Mucoromycetes; Mucorales; Mycotyphaceae. The record is from RefSeq and is a predicted model, not a curated record.
UUUAAAACUUUUUUCUGUCCCUUUUUGUCUACAUAACAUAUUAUUCUUCUUUUAUUAAGCUCAGUUUAGUUGUCCAUAUAUUCAUCCUACAAAAUUGCAGCUAUAGUUAUAGUUAUUGAACACGCAAAAGUUAUCGACCGACUCGACUGUUCCGACACAACACGAACAACGGAAACAGUAACUCUAGAAACGAAACAUUAACGAUUCAGCGCCACAAUAAAGUUUGAUAAUACAAAAUGGAGAAUAUCAACGUGAGCCAUUCUCUUGCUCCGUCAUUGCAUGAUAGGCAGAGUCAUAACCAUCAUGUGGCUACUGUUCUUCCUGCUACAACUAUCACUUCUUCGGACGAAAACCAAGAUGUGGCACAUUUGACAGCAGUCAAAGAUGAGCAAGAGUUGGUGACUACACAACCAUCGAACGAUAACAUCACAGGCUCCGUAGUUAACCGUUCUGCUCUUCCGAAUCCAAUGCAGGAGAGCACCAACGAUAAUGACACAAACCAACGACUUGCUGUUCCUCAGAUUCAAGAACCAUCGCCUCGCGGCACGACAGCCAACUCAUCUACCACCGCACUAUUUAAUUCGCAAAUGGUCCAUAUCGUUCCUACUAACUUGUCGAUGCCUCCUGAAUACAGCCGGGUCGACCAGUUGGAGAAAUACCAACAACAAGCUCAAUAUGAUGCAUUACAACUGGCCCGAUUGGAGGCGUUUCAUCGGACGAAUCCGGGCAUUGUGAUAUAUAAAUAUUUUAAUCGUCAUAGCAGCAGCCACCAUGAAAAUGCUAUGCUUUCGUCUACAUUGAGAGAGGACGAGAGUGGGCAUACCAUUAGCCUCAAUAAUGCUCUUUAUGCUUGUGUAGUAUUUCAAUUCUGGGGCUUUCCAGUCACCUUUUGGCUCUUACUCUUCGGAUUCAUUGGCUGCUUGUCCUUCAUUGUGCACGAGAUGCCUAAUCUGUACUUGCUGUUGUGGAUACCCUUAGGCCUUUAUCUAAUAGGUGUGAAAGUUGUACAUUCUAGACAGCGACGAUGGUUAGCCCGCUUGGAAGAUUUAGAAAGUCAAGUUCAGCAGGAGAGAAGCAGGAGGUUGAUAACCGGCCGUACCAGCCAUGAUAAUAGCAGCAGAACAACGGAGGAAGAGGUCAUCAAAGAUAAAUAUAAGGAUCACUUCUUCAUCAUUAUGGAGGAUGAAAAUCACUCUCAUUCAGUCGUGACUUUAUUACCGCCUCCACCAGCUUAUUUGAAAGCAAAUGACCAAUGAAUUCAAUUGAUAAAUAUCAAUCUUUAAGACAAGCUUUCUCUUAUCGAGAAAUGCUAUAUGUAAAUAUUUCCUUAAUUAUGUAUAUACAGUAUUAUUUAUUUCUUUCCUUAUAGUUAAAUCUAUUCUUGACG